AAUGUCCUGUAGUUUGGUGGCAACAGUCUCAGUAAAGAUAGGUCUUCCAUGUGUGGAUAUGUAUGGAACUUGAUAUACUCGCAUACGCACAUGGACUGAUUCCUGAAUAGCUUCUUCGGCUAAGUGACCAGCCUGCUGAGAGUUGUUUGUAAUCCGACCCUCCUCAGGUUUGCACAUGCUGAUGGACUGUGGGGCAGUGAUUCCUUUAGAGCAGGCGCUAGAUAGCAAAGGUUUGGAGCCAUGCCCAGGCCUCUGUGGGAUCUGUGUCCACUAACAGGUGUGAGAAUAAAGGGCAGGAUAACCUGGAUAGUUUCCAUAAUGCAGAGUGGAAUUACACAAAGAAGACUUUGAUGUACGUAACGCAGAUCGUCAACACUGGACAAUGAAUGUGCAAGGUGACGAUACAAAUAUUUAACUUCACAUGGUUAACAUUUAGGUGUGUUCAUAUGUUUCUUUCCCAUAAUUAAAUUAUUUAUUUAUGCAAAGUAAUGGCAACCUAUGAAAACAUAAAACUUACUGAAAUGCAGUACCACAGGGAGACAUAAAGAGAAAAAUAGUCACAAGCUGAUUGGUCAGGACAGCGAAGAGGGUGGAGUUUACAAUAUGACAUCUAAACUGAGGUGAUAUAAAUGUGUUGUGCCAGAUUCUCCUGUGGGGAACAACUGACAACACAACUGCAACACGCUACUCAUGGGAGAUUAACUCCAAACAUUGAGGACAAUAUUCCCAUCACUCAGCAUAGGAAUACCAGCAUGGAGAUGUCCAGUACAUCUGUCCUGCCAGUGGUUGGCUUUGGGUCGAUGGCUCGGACAGCCGGACUGCUGGAGAUUGCUGUCAGGCUGUGCUUAAACCAGCGUAAACAACUGUGUCCUCAUGUCUGGGUUCCCAUCCUGAAACCCCAGCGAUCCUGCAUCCGUCCUCCAGCUUCAGAGCACUUAUCCUCUGACAUCUUGAGCCAAGUCUUUCCGCCCCAUCCUUCCUCACCUUUCCUCGAUGACUUGGACGACGGCGAUGAUGAUGUGUUGUUCCCAAUCAAGAGCAAACGUGUUGUUUUUGCCGACUCGCGGGGAUUGUCUCUAACAGCCGUGCGAGUGUUUUCCGACAAAGAAGAGCAGUCUGACCUCGACCUGCUGCCAUCACUGCAGUCUCUGGGCAGCAUGACAGAGGAUGGCUACAGCUGCACAGUCAGCACCUGCUGCCCAGGAACACAGCUCAAACUGGGCUUCCCGCAGCCAUCUGCAAAUUUCCAGGCCUUUCGUGCCAAGCUGGCAGAGAGCAUGGUCAUCUUGGAGAACUGCAGUAUCAGCGAGAAGGCCCUCCGGGGUACCGUAAGGGUUAAGAAUGUCAGCUACCAGAAGGAUGUGCGUGUGCGCAUCACCUUUGACUCGUGGCAGAGCUACAGAGACGUGCCCUGCACGUACCUGCAGAAACGCUUCGGAGGACCUCAGACGGACAUCUUUGAAUUUGACAUUACUAUUCCUAAAGUGCUAGAUGCCAAAAGGAAGAUUGAGUUCUGUUUAAGUUAUUUGCCAGGAGGGCACAGCGAGCCUUUUUGGGACAAUAACGAUGGACAGAAUUACAGUAUUACAGUGAGCGUGAACUCACAUCUGUGCCAUGGGAAGAAUCUAAGUGAAAGGUCAUGACUCACUAAACCUAGAAGUGAUCCUUUUUUUUCCCCACCUUCGUGUAUACUGUAUCAGUCCUGGGUGAAGGUUUCCUGUACAUUUUUGUGUUUUUCUGUGAAAUGUUACUUCUUUUAUUUUUGAUCAUGUUUAUACUGCUUAGUAACAGUUCUAUAUUUUAAAAAUGUCUUUAAAACAGA
Maylandia zebra (zebra mbuna) is the source of this 1822-nucleotide messenger RNA. RefSeq names its product protein phosphatase 1 regulatory subunit 3C2, duplicate b (gene ppp1r3c2b). The record is from RefSeq and is a predicted model, not a curated record. Lineage: Eukaryota; Metazoa; Chordata; Actinopteri; Cichliformes; Cichlidae. Gene Ontology annotation, molecular function: protein phosphatase 1 binding; glycogen binding. Gene Ontology annotation, cellular component: protein phosphatase type 1 complex. Gene Ontology annotation, biological process: regulation of glycogen biosynthetic process.